GAAAACCUCAAUCGAGGAAGACAAAUGCGGAAGUUAAACGGAAACAAAAAAGGGCUAAAAUUAGCAACCCUUAAAAGUGUGUUUAGUGUAGUCUGGUCAAUAAUCACAAUGUUUAAAGAGUUAGUGAAGACGCGACUAAUGGCGGCGGCCGAUGAAAUAUUUACGGUGUUUGAAAGAACCAUAGUGUCGUACGAGAAGGAACUUUCUCGAAUAAAAGAGGAGAAGGAGCAAUAUCGACAACAACUGGAAGCUGUUAGCCAGACUCAAUUUGGGCCACACGCUGAAGAUGUCCAGCAGCCGAGGAAGGGGGUAAGCUGCACACUGAAGGAGGAGGAUCCUCAGCCGCACGAUGUUAAAGAGGAAGAGGAAGAACUUCGUAUCACUCGGGAGAGAGAGUGUCUUCUAGGGCGAGAGGCGGCUGAUCCUGCCAAAUUUCCACUGACUGUUGUUCCUGUGAAGACUGCAGAUGAUGGAGAGGAACCACAAGUAGACCACCUCUUAGCUCCGCUAUCAGAUAGGGACGACACAACGUCACCCUCUCCUCAGGAUGAAGUUAGGGACGACACCCACGAACCUUUGAUCAGCGAUACGGACUGUGAAGGUGAUAUAAGGACUGAUACUGACGACAAACCCUCUGAAUGCUCUGCAAAAGGCAAAGACCAUUUAACCUGCUCAGUUUGCGCGAAAAGAUUUCCUAAAAAGGGGGAUUUGACUCGGCACAUGCGGACACAUACCGGAGAAAAACCUUUCAGUUGCUCAGUUUGCGAUAAAAGAUUCCCUCGAAAGUCAAGUAUUAUAAUCCAUAUGAGAACGCACACAGGGGAAAAACCUUUUAGUUGCCUUUUUUGUGGUAAAGGAUUUUCCCAAAAUGUAGCAAUGGUGUCACACAUGAGAACGCACACUGGUGAAAAACCCUUUAGUUGUUCAGUGUGUGAAAAAAGAUUCUCUCGUAGGUCAUAUAUGGUAUCGCAUACAAGGACGCACACAGGAGAAAAACCACAUUCCUGUCCAUUUUGUGCUAAAACAUUUACAAGACACAACAACUUAAUGACACACAUGCGAACCCACAAUGGAGAAUAACACUUUUCCUGUUCUAAAAUAUUGACACGUCAUAAAAGUGUAUGAUGUCACAUGUGAAAAGUCACCCAGAAGGUAAUGAUCUGCUGUAUGUACCAUAUCAGGAUUCUUCAUGAGUUCCAAGUUUGUGUACUGCUAAGAACAUUAGAUCAGGGCCGAUCUGCUCUACACAAGAACACAGGCUGUGUGUAGUGCCCCAGGAUCUGUGGGGGAGGCCGUUGACGUGAAGAAGCACAUGUAAAAUGUCAAAUAAUGAAUGACAAAGGAGAGUGCUUCAAAUGAAAUGUUACUGCAAACAUAUUCCUAGCCAAAAUUCUGCUCUGUAAUGCAGUAUGUACAGGGUUUGAUUCGCAGUCUGUAAGAUGUCCAAAUGUAUUUUUUACUGAAAGCGGACUUAUUAUGCAAAACAAACUUUUUUUCACCUACUGGUACCUGUUUUUGUGUUGUGUUUGGGAUCUGCAUAAGUUCCGAAAAUUUCAAAUCAAAUCAUAGAAACAUGGAGGAGAUAUUCAUAAAACAAUCUCGCCUUUAUUCAUACUUCUUUCAAACGAGCCGUUUGGAAGUCACCCGAUUUGUGAUGUUUUUUCCUAUUGGUGACAUAAGCAAAUAUCUCCUUAUAUGGUUACGUUUUACUCGAAGAACUUUGCCCGAGUACGCCAUUGCAGUCCAACAUAGUCAAUAGGUUCCUUUUUUCUCUAUAUCCUUUUGUUCAAAAGCAUUCCACCGCUUUUGCCCUUUCUAAUACAAAGUAGCAUAUAUUUUUAACUUAGAUCUGUCAGUAGACUCCAUAUGGCAGACGUGGUGGAGACAUAGUCAAAGUGGAGGCACCUAAAUAAAACUGCCCACAAAACGCGGCAUCCUGAAAAGACGGUAAGGAAGCGGCUUAAAGAUGGUCUUUAAAACAGCUUUUUUGCAAAAUUUUGACCAAAGAACCACUAUUACAGCUUACCAUAUUUUUUGGACCCUAGGGCUACAAGCUGCAAUGCUGAUGAGCAGAUCUAUUCAGGGCUAUUUUCAUACAAAAGGCGCAUCGGAUUAUAAGGCGUAUUAAAGGGGUCAUAUUAUGAAUGUAUUUCAUACAUUUAAAGCACUUUCUUGUGGUCUACAUCAGUGGCCCGCAACCACUGGUCCGCGGACUGGUACCGGUCCGUGACGCAUUUGCCACCGGGCCACACAGAAACAUAAAGUAAUUUUAUAAACUACCGCAUUUUCUCCCACUUAACUCUUGCCUGUCCCACUCAACCAGUCCUUCUCAAAUACUUAUAGUUUAGAACCUUGGCAAAUGAUAUAAAAGCAUGUGUUAAUAACCAAAGAUUAUUAUUCAUUUAACAAAUAAACCUUAGGCUUAGGUCAGGCUGAUUAGAAAAGUACUAACCAUAUAAACAAACGACGCAUUUACAUACAAUAUGUAUUAUGUUGUGCAAAAAUAAAUUCAUAAUAAAUAUGUUUAUUAAAAGGGAA
Molecule: messenger RNA, 2538 nt
Organism: Nerophis ophidion (straightnose pipefish)
Lineage: Eukaryota; Metazoa; Chordata; Actinopteri; Syngnathiformes; Syngnathidae
Product: oocyte zinc finger protein XlCOF7.1-like
Exons: 2
Coding region: 25-1080 (351 amino acids)
Biological process (GO): regulation of transcription by RNA polymerase II
Molecular function (GO): RNA polymerase II cis-regulatory region sequence-specific DNA binding; DNA-binding transcription factor activity, RNA polymerase II-specific
Source: RefSeq, a predicted model, not a curated record